Ochotona curzoniae (black-lipped pika) is the source of this 2903-nucleotide messenger RNA. It is a transcript of the gene MLXIPL, whose product is annotated as MLX interacting protein like. Bases 1 to 2613 code for a protein of 870 amino acids. NCBI's taxonomy places the organism in Eukaryota, Metazoa, Chordata, Mammalia, Lagomorpha, Ochotonidae. The transcript has 17 exons. Gene Ontology annotation, cellular component: nucleus. Gene Ontology annotation, biological process: regulation of transcription by RNA polymerase II. Gene Ontology annotation, molecular function: RNA polymerase II cis-regulatory region sequence-specific DNA binding; protein dimerization activity; DNA-binding transcription factor activity, RNA polymerase II-specific. The record is from RefSeq and is a predicted model, not a curated record.
AUGACCAUGGCCCGGGCGCUGGCGGGUCUGGCCGCGGACUUGCAGGUCCCGCGGGCCGUGCCCAGCCCGGACUCGGACUCGGACACCGACUCGGAGGGCCCGAAUGCCCGGCGCGGCGCCGGAGGCCUGCUGCGUGCCCAGGUCAUCCACAGCGGACACUUCAUGGUGUCGUCGCCGCACAGCGACUCACUGACCCGGCGGCGGGACCAGGAGGGACCGGUCGGGCUCUCCGACUUCGGGCCGCGCAGCAUCGAUCCCACCCUCACCCGUCUCUUCGAGUGCUUGAGUCUAGCCUACAGUGGCAAGCUGGUCUCUCCCAAGUGGAAGAAUUUCAAAGGCCUCAAGUUGCUCUGCCGAGACAAGAUCCGCCUCAACAACGCCAUCUGGAGGGCCUGGUACAUCCAGUAUGUGCAGCGGAGGAAGAGCCCCGUGUGUGGUUUCGUGACUCCCCUGCAGGGUCCGGAGGCAGAUGAGCACCGAAAACCAGAGGCCGUGGUCCUGGAGGGCAAUUAUUGGAAGAGGCGCAUCGAGGUGGUGAUGCGCGAGUACCACAAGUGGCGCAUCUACUACAAGAAGCGGCUCCGUAAGUCCAGCCGGGAAGGAGACCUCCUCGCCCCCAAGCAGGUGGAAGUGGGGUGGCCGCCGGGGGAGCGAUGGUGCGAACAGCUCUUCUCCAGCGUGGUGCCUGUGCUGCUGGGAGGCCCCGAGGAGGAGCCCGGCGGCCGGCAGCUGCUGGGCCUCGACUGCUUUCUAUCCGACAUCUCCGAUACGCUCUUUACCAUGACCCAGCCGAGGCCCUCUCCCCUGCAGCUGCCCCCGGAGGAGGCCUACGUGGGUAAUGCUGACAUGAUUCAGCCGGACCUGACACCCCUACAGCCCAGUCUGGAUGACUUCAUGGAAAUCUCAGAUCUCUUCACCAACUACCGGCCCCCUCACACACCUGCACCCCCGACCUUCCCGGAGCCCCCCAACUUUAUCCCCAUGGCCGACUCCCUCUUCAGCAGUGGGAUCCUGACCUCUGACGUGCCCUCAGCCUCCGCCUCUGCCUCCACGGGUCUGACUCACCUCCCGGGACACAGCCGCCUGCAGGCUCGGAGCAGCUGCCCCUUGGAGCCCAAUGCCUUCCUGAGCUCCGAUUUCCUCCUUCCUGAAGACUCCAAGCCCAAGCUCCCGCCCCAUCCUGCAACCUCACCUCUCCUCCAAUGCCCCAGCCUCGCCAAGGUGCAUGGCCUGGAGCCCUGCACCCCAGCCCCCUUCUCAGCCCUGACGCCCUCACCAGUGGUGACAGCGGCUCUGUUGCAGGAAGAGCCUGUCUUUUCUCCCAGGUUCCCUUUCCCAACCGCCCCUCCGGUCCCUCCGGCCCCAGGUCUGUCCUCACUGCCCACUCCCGCCCCUUUUCCUCCCACUUCACAGCAGGUGCCAGGCCCCACCUCCAGCCCCUUCCCCCUGGACCACCUCCCCUCUGGGUAUUCUGAGUCAGGCUUCGGGCCUCACUUCGCGGUACCCCAAGGUGUGUGUUCCCAAGGCAAGCCCCCCACUGCACCCCUCAGAGGACAGAGAGUCAGCCCCCCAACCCUGGCCCUUGCCACAGCUGGCCCCACAGUCACUGCCACUGCCAGAAGUAACAACCCCUGCCUGACACAGCUGCUUACUGCUGCAGCCAAGCCUGAGCAUGCUCUGGAGCCACCACUGGCCCCCAGUGCCCUCCUGCGACCCCCAGAAUCCCCGCAGGAGCCGGCGCCUGAAUACCCCUGCACCUUCUUUCCUCCGGUGCUGACCCCAGCACCGCCCAGACCAACACCAGGCCCCACCAGCCUGGCCCCUCCCAGGCCCCUGCUGGUCCCCAAAGUGGAACGACUCUCACCCCCAGCACCCAGCGGUACCGAGCGUCGGCCCUCGGGGGAGCUCCACUCAGCGCCUGGACCUGCGGCCUUGAGCAUCCUUGUCUCACCUGCUCCACCCAUCCUGAGCCGCGGCCGACCUGACAACAAGACCGAGAACCGGCGCAUCACGCACAUCUCAGCCGAACAGAAGCGGCGCUUUAAUAUCAAGCUGGGCUUUGACACUCUCCAUGGCUUAGUGAGCACACUCAGCGCCCAGCCGAGCAUCAAGGUGAGCAAGGCCACGACGCUGCAGAAGACGGCCGAGUACAUUGCAGUCCUGCAGCAGGAGCGCGCCGCCAUGCAGGAGGAAGCCCAGCAGCUGCGCGACGAGAUCGAGGAGCUCAACGCUGCCAUCAACCUGUGCCAGCAGCAGCUGCCGGCCACCGGGGUGCCCAUCACGCACCAGCGUUUCGACCAGAUGCGGGAUAUGUUCGAGGACUACGUUCGCACCCGUACGCUGCACAACUGGAAGUUCUGGGUGUUCAGCAUCCUUAUCCGCCCACUAUUCGAGUCCUUCAAUGGCAUGGUGUCCACGGCCAGCUUGCACAGCCUCCGUCAGACCUCGCUGGCCUGGCUGGAUCAGUACUGCUCCCUGCCGGCUCUGCGGCCCACCGUACUGAACUCCCUCCGCCAGUUGAGCACGUCCACCUGUAUCCUGACCGACCCAGGCCGCAUCCCUGAGCAAGCCACGCGGGCCGUCACCGAGGGCACCCCUGGCAAACCGCUGUAGCCCUGCCUGGCCAGACCCUGCUGCCCCAGGACCCUGCCUGUGCUCUCCCCCCAUCCAUCCUGAGGAUCUGGCCAGAUCCGCGUCUCACCCCGGCAUGCCGCCUACCAGGACCUCCGCUUUACGAUGGACAAAAUGGACACAGGGAGGCUUUGAGCAGCUGAUGUACCUAAGGCUUGGCACCCACCGUGACAUAAUCAGGGCCUACACUGGCAGCUCGGAAGGAGGAGGGGCCAGCUUCUGUGUCAGCGCACCGCCCCCCUCCCCUGCUCCCCCUAUACUGGGAAGGGGCU